Exophiala spinifera is the source of this 2793-nucleotide messenger RNA. RefSeq names its product hsp98-like protein. NCBI's taxonomy places the organism in Eukaryota, Fungi, Ascomycota, Eurotiomycetes, Chaetothyriales, Herpotrichiellaceae. Gene Ontology annotation, molecular function: ATP binding; ATP hydrolysis activity. The coding region runs from base 1 to 2793 and encodes 930 amino acids. Gene Ontology annotation, cellular component: cytoplasm; cytosol. The transcript has a single exon. The record is from RefSeq and is a predicted model, not a curated record. Gene Ontology annotation, biological process: cellular response to heat.
AUGGCUUCAGCCGGUCCUCAGUUUACUGACAAGGCCGCAAAGGCCCUGGGCGACGCCGCCAACCUUUGCGAGCAGUAUGCCCAUACCCAAAUCCUCCCUAUACACCUCGCAGUUGCCCUCUUCGACCCUCCCGCAGACGAGUCGAAAGACCAGCAGACAACUGUCAAUGCCUCCCAACAACACGCUUCCGCCCCAUUAUUCCGGCAAGUCGUCGAGCGAGCGCACGGCGAUGUUCAACAACUCGACAGAGCGCUGAAGAAGGCUCUUGUACGGUUACCCAGUCAAGACCCUCCUCCAGACCAUGUCACCAUGUCUCCUGCCCUCUCCAAAGUAAUCAGAUCCGCCCAAGAACUACAGAAGACGCAGAAAGACAGCUACAUCGCCGUCGACCAUCUGAUCACGGCCCUGGCGCAAGAUCAGAAGAUCCAAGACUGUCUGCGAGAAGCCAACAUUCCAAACAAUAAACUGGUCGAUGCCGCCAUUCAACAGAUACGCGGCACACGGAGAGUCGACUCCAAGACCGCCGACGCGGAGGAGGAGAAUGAGAACCUCAAGAAAUUCACAAUCGACAUGACACAAUUGGCUCGAGAAGGCAAGAUAGAUCCGGUUAUAGGACGAGAAGACGAGAUUCGGCGCGUGAUUCGUAUUCUAUCACGAAGAACGAAGAACAACCCCGUUCUGAUCGGUGAGCCUGGUGUUGGAAAGACCACGAUCAUCGAAGGUCUCGCACAGCGAAUCAUCAACGCGGACGUGCCCGCCAAUCUGGCCGCCUGCAGACUCCUUUCCCUCGACGUCGGAUCCUUGGUGGCCGGUAGCAAGUACCGGGGUGAAUUCGAAGAGAGAAUGAAAGGCGUCUUGAAGGAGAUUGAAAACUCAAACGAGAUGAUCGUCCUGUUCGUGGAUGAAAUCCACCUUCUCAUGGGCGCAGGUUCUACCGGUGAAGGUGGAAUGGACGCAGCAAACCUUCUCAAGCCCAUGUUGGCUCGGGGUCAGUUACACUGUAUUGGCGCCACUACCCUGAGCGAAUACCGCAAAUACAUUGAGAAGGAUGCGGCCUUCGAACGACGAUUCCAGCAAGUUCUUGUCAAGGAGCCAACCGUGCAGGAGACAAUAUCAAUCCUGCGUGGGCUGAAGGAGAAAUACGAAGUUCACCACGGUGUUACCAUUCUCGAUGGUGCCAUUGUCGCGGCGGCAACGCUGGCUGCUCGAUAUAUCACCCAGCGCAGACUGCCUGAUUCAGCCGUGGAUCUCAUCGAUGAGGCCGCUGCGGAUGUCCGAGUAAUCAGAGAAUCCCAGCCCGAAGCACUCGACAACCUGGAAAGAAAACUAAGACAACUUGAGAUUGAAAUUCAUGCCUUGCAGAAGGAGACUGACCCCGCCUCCGUCGAACGUUUGGAAGAGGCCAAGCGGGAAGCAGCUAACUGCAAAGAGGAACUCGAACCCCUCAAGGAACAUUAUGAACGCGAGAAGGCUCGAUCAAAGGAACUUCAAGACAUGAAGAUCAAGCUCGACCAGCUCAAGAACAAGCGGGACGAGGCCGAACGAUCCAACGAUCUUCAGACCGCUUCAGAUCUGACCUACUAUGCAAUCCCCGAUGUCACUGCCAAAAUCAAGCAGCUGGAGAACGCUCGAGCGCAAGCCGACGCGGAGCAGCACGCCAGACUUGGAGCGAUGGGCGAGGUCUCACCAACAGACGCCGUUGGACCAGAACAAAUCAACGCCAUCGUGUCUAAGAUGACUGGUAUCCCGGUGACCAGACUGCGGGCUUCCGAGAAGGAGAAGAUUCUCCAUAUGGAACAGCAUCUCCAGAAAGUGGUCGUCGGACAGAAAGAAGCGGUCAAGGCCGUCUCCAAUGCCAUCAGGCUUCAACGGUCUGGCCUUUCAAAUCCCAACCAACCACCAUCAUUCCUUUUCUGUGGUCCUUCGGGCACUGGUAAAACUCUACUCACCAAGGCCCUCGCCGAAUUCCUCUUCGACGAUGCCAAGGCCAUGAUUAGAUUCGACAUGUCAGAAUAUCAAGAACGGCAUUCUCUAUCGAGAAUGAUUGGUGCCCCGCCGGGUUAUGUUGGACACGACGCUGGUGGUCAGCUUACGGAGGCUCUUCGACGACGACCAUUCUCAAUCUUGUUAUUCGAUGAAGUUGAGAAGGCGGCGAAAGAAGUUCUUACCGUUUUGCUUCAGCUCAUGGACGAUGGUCGUAUCACUGACGGCCAAGGUCGUGUCAUCGAUGCCAGGAACUGCAUUGUCGUAAUGACCAGCAAUCUUGGUGCCGAAUACUUGUCCCGCAGCAACGGAUCUGACGGCAAGAUCGACUCCACCACUUCCGAAUUGGUCAUGAAUGCUCUACGCAACUACUUCUUGCCCGAGUUCUUGAACAGAAUCAGCUCAAUCGUCAUCUUCAACCGGUUGUCUAGGAGAGAAAUCAGGAAGAUUGUCGAUCUGAGACUGGGCGAGAUCCAGAAGCGUCUCGAGGCCAAUGACAAGAAGAUCACUAUCAACGCCACUGAGGAAGUCAAAGACUACCUUGGUGCCGCUGGUUACUCGCCGGCUUAUGGUGCUCGUCCAUUACAACGGCUGAUUGAGAAAGAGAUCCUCAACCGGUUGGCUGUGCUCAUCCUCAGAGGGGCCAUCAGGGACGGCGAAACUGCUAACGUUGUGUUGGAAGAUGGCCGGGUCGCCGUUCUGCCAAACCACACCGACAGCGACAUGGAGGAUGCAGACAUGUACGAUGAUGACGAUGCUAUGCUCGAGCUUGAGGAUGCUCCUAACGGAGGCAUGGAUCUUUACGAAUAA